This is a messenger RNA of Mus musculus (house mouse), 1022 nucleotides long. It is a transcript of the gene Wfdc6a, whose product is annotated as WAP four-disulfide core domain 6A. The transcript is spliced from 5 exons. Gene Ontology annotation, molecular function: peptidase inhibitor activity; serine-type endopeptidase inhibitor activity. Gene Ontology annotation, cellular component: extracellular region. NCBI's taxonomy places the organism in Eukaryota, Metazoa, Chordata, Mammalia, Rodentia, Muridae. The record is from RefSeq and is a predicted model, not a curated record. The coding region runs from base 134 to 715 and encodes 193 amino acids.
CCUGGGUAUGGUGGGUGGGGAUUUGGGGUGUCAACUGGACACAACUGAGUAGACGUAACCUCAGUUAAAGAGUUGUGUCCAGAUUGGCCUGUGGACAUGCAUGCCUGUGGGGAAUUUUCUGGAUUGCUAAUUAAUGGUGGGAGUACUAGCUUUCAGUGAGCAGUGCCACCCGGAUUCUGGACUGGGCAGGCCGGAAGAAGCAAGCAGUAAGGAGCACACGUCCAAGGCCUCUGCUUCAGAUCCCACGACCAGUCCUACCUUGGCUGCCUUCCACGAUGGGCUGGAACUGCUACUGCUUCCUAAAAUGAGACUCUGGGGACUUCUGCCAUUCCUGGUCCCCUUCAUCCUCCUGUGGAGCAUCCAGGAACCUGAGCUGGCAGAGGGUUUCUUUAUCAGAACAUGCCCAAGAGUCAGAGUGAAGUGUGAGGUUGAAGAAAGAAAUGAGUGUACAAGGCACCGACAGUGUCCAAACAAGAAGAGGUGUUGCCUGUUCAGCUGUGGGAAGAAAUGCAUGGACCUCAGGCAAGAUGUAUGCAGUCUGCCCCAGGACCCUGGUCCCUGCUUGGCCUACCUUCCACGCUGGUGGUAUAACCAAGAAACUGACCUCUGUACCGAAUUCAUCUAUGGUGGUUGUCAAGGGAACCCUAACAACUUCCCAUCUGAAGGUAUCUGCACCGUUGUCUGCAAAAAGAAACAAAUGUCUUCCUGGAUAUGAUAAGGAGGAGCUGGAGGAAGCUCCAGGUCUUGGCUCCUAAUCUGAGGCCUUCUUCCCGGGAACCGACGCCUGCUCCGGAUUGGCCGCCAGUGGCCAAGUCUUAGCCACUGAGACUUUAGCUGUUCCCAAACCAGAACCCUAGACUUUGCUUAUUCCCUUCCCCCAACCCCAGCUUCUCUUCAAGUGUCAUGACCUUCGACCUUUGACCCCCUCCUCAGCCUGGGACUCUCAUCACCUCAACUUUCAGGGCUCCGAUUUGUUCCUAUGAAAUCUGGUUCCUCCUAAUAAAGGAUUCUGUGAGUUCUGA